Molecule: messenger RNA, 261 nt
Organism: Eimeria acervulina
Lineage: Eukaryota; Apicomplexa; Conoidasida; Eucoccidiorida; Eimeriidae
Exons: 1
Coding region: 1-261 (86 amino acids)
Source: RefSeq, a predicted model, not a curated record
AUGUCGCUGCUGCAGGCCUCGUUCGCUUCCGAUACGGAGUCUGAUGACGAGGAGUUUGAAGACAAUGCAGCUGCUGCUUCAGACAGCGACGAAGAAGAAGAAAGUGAAGAAGAAGCUGCUGCUGCUGCAGCAAACCGCAGCAGCAGCAACAACGAAGUGGCAGCAACAGAUGCUGCUGGUGAGGCUGCUGCUGCAGAUGCAGCAGCAGCAAAACAGGAGGCCCGCUGCGGCAGGAAGAAGUGGAAGCUCGAUAUGAAGUGA